UCUCUGUUAAUACAGAGAGGCAUAACUGAGAUUAAAAAAAAAGGUUGUGGUUGGUCAAGCUAGGGUCUGAACCUCCACUUAGCCAACGGUUCGACCCCGACCGGCCACCAUUAACACAACAAAAAGCAAAAAACUAUAACAAUAAAAAUGAAAGGACCUACGAUUAUGCAUUCGUUCUUCGUUUUAUUUUUCACAUUUGCUGCAAUAAUUCCAAGUUUCAAGGCUCAUAUUGGAGAGUUCGACGAAGUGUGGAGGAGGAGAGCCGAGGAAGCCAGAAAGGUCGCUCUCCAAACUUAUGAGAGCGAACCUGAAAAUGUCACAUUAGCAUUUAACAAACAAGUCCGUGAUGCUAUGAAGGAAUUAAGUGAAGUAAUACCACAGAAUGACACAAGAAGGGAGCUAGGUACCAAAAAAUACACGGGCCCUUGUAUGGUCACAAAUCCAAUUGAUAAGUGCUGGAGAUGUGACCCUAAUUGGGCAGACAACAGGAAAAAGCUAGCAGAUUGUGCAAUGGGCUUUGGAUCCAAGGCCACUGGCGGAAAGGCCGGUAGGUUCUAUGUCGUCAGUGAUUCUUCAGAUGAUUAUACCGACCCAAAACCAGGAACCCUACGUCAUGCUGUUAUUCAAAAGGAGCCAUUGUGGAUCAUAUUUGACAGAGGAAUGACCAUUAGGCUACACCAGGAGUUGAUCAUGCAGAGUGAUAAAACUAUUGAUGCUCGUGGAGCUAACGUUCACAUUGCUGGUGGCGCUGGUAUCAUGAUCCAGUAUAUAAAAAACGUGAUUAUACAUGGCCUACACAUUCAUGACAUUGUCCAAGGAAAUGGUGGCAUGGUUAGAGAUGCAGUGGACCAUAUUGGACUACGAACAAUGAGUGAUGGAGAUGGCAUUUCCAUAUUUGGUGCGUCUAAUAUUUGGAUUGAUCAUGUGUCAAUGUGGAAUUGCUAUGAUGGAAUUAUUGAUGCUGUUGAAGGAUCCACCGGUAUCACCAUAUCAAAUGGCCAUUUCACAGAUCAUAAUGAGGUGAUGUUGUUUGGUGCGAGUGAUAGUUCUUCAAUAGAUCAACAAAUGCAAAUUACACUAGCAUUCAAUCAUUUUGGAAAGAGAUUGGUGCAGAGAAUGCCGAGGUGCAGAUGGGGAUACAUCCAUGUUGUUAAUAAUGACUAUACUCACUGGAAUAUGUAUGCUAUUGGUGGUAGUAAAAAUCCUACCAUUAUUAGCCAGGGUAAUCGUUUCAUUGCUCCUCCUGACAUCUUCAAGAAACAGAUAACAAAGAGGGAGUACUCUCCAGAAUCAGUGUGGAUGCAGUGGACAUGGAGAUCAGAGGGAGAUUUAUACAUGAAUGGGGCAUAUUUUGUACAAUCUGGUGAUCCUGAUUGGUCAAAGAAACAUCAACAUCUUUACGAUGGAAUAUCGGCAGCCCCAGCAGAUCAAGUUACUUGGAUUACAAGGUUUGCAGGGGCACUUGGUUGCAAGGUAGGACAGGCUUGUUAGAAACUGCCAGGAAUUCAAUAAUAUUAUAACCACCACCGGAUACUAUACAGUAUAUUUUUGUACAUAAUCGAGACCCUCUCAAUUUUGAGUAUUUCUAGUUUUGUAAUCAUUGUUUCGAUUAUGGAAAAGAAAUUCUUUUUUGAUUAA
Molecule: messenger RNA, 1638 nt
Organism: Nicotiana attenuata
Lineage: Eukaryota; Viridiplantae; Streptophyta; Magnoliopsida; Solanales; Solanaceae
Product: probable pectate lyase P59
Exons: 5
Coding region: 148-1491 (447 amino acids)
Molecular function (GO): pectate lyase activity
Source: RefSeq, a predicted model, not a curated record